GGCGGGACUGGGGGGGUUCCCGGGAGGGGCGGGCGCUGCGUGUCCUUGGACGCCGAGGAGGUGACUGGGCCUCGGAGGACGCACCAUGAGGGCUCUGCGGGUCUCCCAGGCGCUGGCUCGUUCUUUCAGCUCAUCCUCCAGGCACCGCUUUGAGAACCGAGUGGCAGAGAAACAGAAACUCUUCCAGGCCGACAAUGACCUCCCAGUGCACUUGAAGGGCGGGGGAAUGGAUGGCAUCCUAUACAGACUGACGAUGGCGCUGACCCUGGGCGGCACCGUCUACAGCUUAUACAGCCUGGGCUGGGCCUCCUUCCCCCACAAGAAGUGAGACCAAGAAGUUCCGAGGACUUGGACAAACAUCAAUAAAUGUUAGCUUCUUGAGAACCUCA
Messenger RNA from Jaculus jaculus (lesser Egyptian jerboa), 389 nucleotides. Its product is annotated as cytochrome c oxidase subunit 7A1, mitochondrial. The transcript is spliced from 4 exons. The record is from RefSeq and is a predicted model, not a curated record. The coding region runs from base 86 to 328 and encodes 80 amino acids. NCBI's taxonomy places the organism in Eukaryota, Metazoa, Chordata, Mammalia, Rodentia, Dipodidae. Gene Ontology annotation, biological process: mitochondrial electron transport, cytochrome c to oxygen; regulation of oxidative phosphorylation; mitochondrial respirasome assembly.